CUCGACUCCUUUCGCUUUUAGCUCAAGGCAGUCAAAUGCUUUGUGCGCUCUAGCCAGUGAAAUAUGGCUCAACAUAGUCAUUUAAAGAUUAUUGAUGAGAAGGACUUGCGAGAUGUAGUUCUGGUGAGAACGAGCGUAGGCGCCUGUUUGCGAGGACAUUUCGGGAAAACUGGAGGCAAAGUGGCUGUCAAGUUAAUUAAGGAUAGUAAAUGGAUUGACAGGUUAAAGAGAGCAGGAAUGUUGGGUCAGGUGUGUUGCGAGCAAGUUCUCGUCCCGCUGGGUGUGUGCAAAUCUCACUCUCUAGUUUGUCUGGUGUGGGAUUGGAUGCCUGAAGGAUCUCUAGAUUCCCUACUGCAUGAGACAGACGUGUUCCCAGAGCUUUCAACAGCUCUUUGUCUACAGAUUCUAUUGGAUGUUGCCGAAGGUUUAGCUCAUCUCCAUUCUGCUUCUUUGCCGCAUGGAGCUCUGAAAGCCACUAAUGUUCUUCUUGACCAACAUUACCGUGCCAAGCUGAGCGACUGGUGUCAAGAGAUGGACAUGGGAUUGAACAGCUCUAAUAGCCCUGGGCCGUGUUUCAGAGAUCUGGCCUAUGUGUCUCCUGAAGUCAUCCUAGGCGCUGCACCAUCUGUAGAGGCUGACAUGUAUAGUUUUGGGGUUCUGCUGUGGGAAACACUAAAUAGAAAGCGCCCAUGUGAAGGUAUUGAUCAGCUUCAGAACAAGUUGGAGCUUGGUUUAGGGGUUGACCUUCUGCCACCGACGACCCUUGAAAAUCAAGCCCUUACCCAAGUCAUCACAAGAUGCUUGAGUGGUGAACCUCAAAAACGCCCUUCGGCAAAGGAGUGUGCAGUGGUUCUAAGGACAACAUUGGCAGCGUUUGAUCCUCAGACUGUCACGGAAGCUGUUCUUCAUCUGAAAACAUGCAAGGAGAGGAGGCUGCUGAGCUGUAAAAUGCAGUCAACCUGGGAGUUGCCUAUUGAGCUACAUAAUCUAGGAGACAAUAGCUGCCAAGGUACCACAAAAAAAUGGACCUCCAAGGUGAUUCCACAGCAUGAAACUCUACCCGUGUCUUCACCGAAAGCAAAAAGAGAGGCUUCUCUGCCAAUAGCAAUAAGAGGCUGUCCUCAGACCAGAUGCUGCAGGGACUCAGGAAAAAGCACAGUCCAUUCCAAUAACUCCUGGCAAGAUUAUGGUAAUGGACAUCAUGGAGUUCAGAGACAAAGUCCUACAUCUUUAAGAUCUCCAUGUGUUUCACCUACAUCCAUAUUCCCGAGCAGCCCACAACACAACAUGGGCAACCAGGUUAAAUGUCAGCUGUCUGCGGGAAAGAGCUUUUGCCGACUUUUGCAAGAAAGACGAGAGGCCAUUGUUCGCUACAUGACUGAAGGACGUUUCAACAACCUCCUGGAUGUGUUGAGGGCUCGACAGGCUGUGACCCGUGAGACAUACGAGAUCAUCACUGCGGCCCUGACUUUGACGGCACGCACCCGUUGUUUGCUUGAUAUCUGCGUCUGCCUUGGUGAACACGUUGCCAUCUUGGUGGCCACAACUUUAGGUUUGGUAUCCAAUGAAAAUGCUCAGACCACCCAUAGGUGGCAGGCUGGCUAACUUAUGCUAAACAAGACAUCUGGUUUACAGUUGUGCAAAGAUAAAGCUGCACAAGAUACAAUUGAUAUCAGAUUGAUAUUAGAUGUUGUAUGGCAGUAUGAAAUGCCAUUAUUAAUGUGAGAGAUUGCUCGCAUGUGUUCUUGUUUGGAGUGCUCUAUAAUGGAGCAUUAGAGGAGAGGUCUCCCGAUGGUUAUGCUGCAAUGCAGUUUUAAAUCUAAAAAUCUCAUCACGUUAACACCCAUUAUAAAGGGUACUGAUGGUGUCAUUGUUUCUCAGUUAGCAAACUGAAAGGAUUAUUCCAGUGCCUUUGAACAUGAUGUUCUGAUGAACGGUCAAGAACUGGUUUGAUUACAUUCCUUUGUCUGAGGAGUAGAAGAAAAGCAGCAGCACAAAAGCAGAUUAUUUACAAGAGACUUUAUGAAAGAUUGUGCUGUUUCCCUUAAUCAUGUUCAUUUCACAGCCUUCACUUUUAUGGUUGUUGUAUAAUAUUGUUAAUAUCAUUUGUUAUUUUGUUUUGUUUCAUGUCAUUCAAGUUAUUAUAGGUUUUUUGUUUAUUAAAAUGUUAUUGUUUAUAUCUCACAAUUCAGACAUUUUCCACAUGUAAAUGUUUGUAAAAAAAACCUUCUGAAUUUUUUCUUGGAUUUGUGAGUCUCACUUGUAUAAACUCAAAAUUGCAAAUGUAUAUCUUGCAGGUAAAACUGAGAAGUAAAAUCAAUCAGGACUGACAGAGCAUAUAAAGAGGUCAGAUGUUAAAACCUCUAAGUGCCAUCUGAUAUUUUCUUCUUAUAUUUUUUCUCAUCCCCCAGUUUUUUUGUUCAGUUAUUUCACUGUAAAGGCAAUGCAAAGAACCUAUUUUUGCCAUAAAAGUGGAUUUAUUGAACAGACACACAUGAGCUUGCAAAAGAUGCUCAUUUUAGAAGAAAAUUUCAGAUGGCAUUUAGAGUUUUUUUCAUCUGAACUCUUCAUAUAAACUUACAAAUGUGAGAAAUUAAAUCAUGUAAUCGAGAUGGAAACUGAAUUCUUAUAAAAAGUCAGGACUGUGAGAUAUUAACAGAAUUGUGAGAUAUAAACUUGAAUUUCAAGGUUAUUCCACAACCUAAUAGGCUAUAGCAUCAUAUUCUUUAACCAGACACGUGUUAUUAGCAUAACCAAAUUUAUCUCUUAGACUUUUACACGCCUGAAACUUGUCUAUAGCGCUUGUUCACUGCUGCUCUUAUAGUUGUGUAAAUUGCUUCCUUGUCCUCAUUUGUAAGUCGCUUUGGAUAAAAGCGUCUGCUAAAUGACUAAAUGUAAAUGUAAAUGUAAAUCUCGUGUUUUUGCAUGUGUGUGUGUGUGUGUGUUACACAUUUCUGAUGUUAUACUGUGCAUGUUGCACAACAGACUCGGCAGUUUCUGGUUGUAGUGUAUCUUGCAACAAGAUGUUAUUUUUUAACAGAUUACAUUGGUGCAGUAUGUAUCUAUGUUGCAUGGCAUGUAUACAGCAAGAAUAGAAAUAAAAUAUUCACAUAUUUCACAAAAUGUUCACACUGUUUUGUGCAUUUGGCCUUUACUCCGAACACUUAUGUACGAUUCUCUUCUAAGAGAACAGUAUUAGUACACAGGUCAAUACCAUGCCGCAUUCCUCCUCACUGACUGUCUAAUUGCAUAGAUGAUCUGUAGACUAGAUAGUUUUAACGGACACGUACAGUAGCGGCUUUCACUCACAAUGCAAUGCGAGAGGUGAAAUGACUUGGACAUGAAAAAAGCUGCUUCAGCA
Molecule: messenger RNA, 3361 nt
Organism: Danio aesculapii
Lineage: Eukaryota; Metazoa; Chordata; Actinopteri; Cypriniformes; Danionidae
Product: receptor-interacting serine/threonine-protein kinase 2
Exons: 11
Coding region: 64-1605 (513 amino acids)
Biological process (GO): protein phosphorylation; regulation of apoptotic process
Molecular function (GO): ATP binding; JUN kinase kinase kinase activity
Source: RefSeq, a predicted model, not a curated record